AGUGCUCUCUCUCUUUCUUCUAUGGAAGAUUUAAAACCCUAAACCAGUAACCACCACCAUGCCCAGACCUCAAUUUCUUCCCGCCAUUUCCAUAUUCUUCCCGAGUACCUAUUUUUUCCUCCUCCCCCCAUAGAAAUGCCACUCAGAUCCCCGCGCCAUGGACAGGGACGCCCGCAACUUGAUGCGUCCGAUCAACUCCGAUUUCACCUCGUCGUCGCUUUCCUCUAAUUCCGACUUGUUCCGCAGCGUUCAGGCCACCUUUAACCGCCACCGCCCCCUUGAGACAAGCAUUAGGCCGAAGCGGAUGUUGGCUCCCCGGAGAGAAGUAACGAAAAGUUCGGAUUCAAGUGUGACUCACACUGACUGUAAGAACUCGAGAGAUGCAGAUACCAAGGGGCAGGAUAAUACCGUAAAGGACUCGAUUGUGCAGCCACCUCCUAUUGCUAAGGAAGCUCAAGAAGAUGCAUCUGUUACGGUAGUUUCCCAUUCCAGCAGUAUCACCCACAUGUUUGAUGAGAACUUAGAUGUGCCCAUAGAUCGAACCAAGCCUGACGCUGGUGCUAAAGAUGUGUCUUCCUGUCACUUUGAGUCUCGAGGGAGUGAUGCUCAAAAGAAGGUUCAAUUUUUAGUUGGAACUGCUGCUUCUUCGCUGGGGGCUGAUGAUAAUAUGGCUACUCAGUCAGAGACGCUAUCAUCUCAUAUGCGUUCACUUGCAUUGGCAGAAAUGGAGUGGGUCUCUACUAGUCAAGCAGACACAUCAGCUGUCAUAAAUCAUGACUCAAAGCAUCAGAAUAUUGUGAAUGCAGAACCCAAAAGCUGUCUGAAGUCUGGUGGUGGAAUUUCCUUUUUGGCGAAGAGAACUACUGCAGUUCAAGAUCAGUUGCACCAGUUUAGGAACUUCUUAAGCCAGCCUAUGACACAAUCCUCAGUUGUUGGGCCAUCAUGUGCUACUACAACGUCUGUCCAUGCUACUUCAGCACCCAUGUCGACAAUUUAUUGUUCUAGUUUGCAUCAUGGAUCUCAUGUGCCAGUAGACCCCUUGAAGGAUUCAUAUGUAAACCCUCAACCAAUAAAUGCUGCUGUAAGGGCCACCAGUGCAAUGUCCAAUCCCCAGAUAGCUCUUGCAACCCAACCUUUAACCCCUGCAGUUGAUACCCAAAACGACGGUAAUGAACAUAACCUUUCUAAAGAACAGAACGGCUGCAAUCUGUUGGAGAGUGAAUAUCGGGAAAAUCCUUCUGUUUCCAAUGUAAAGAAAACUGAAGCCGAAGCGUGUGCAGAAGAUGUUGCCACUGCACGAUCUCAGGUUACUUUGCCCCCAAAUUUAUGUUCUGAUACAAAGUCUGAGCCCUUAGAAUCAACAAAACAAGAAAAAGCUGCAACUGGUAAAGCUGCUCCAGCUCCUCGUAAAAAGAAUAAAGAUUCUGACUUGUUUAUUAAAGUUAAUGGGAAGCUCUAUCAGAGGCUAGGAAAAAUUGGUAGCGGAGGCAGCAGUGAGGUCCACAAAGUCAUAUCAUCAGACUGUACAAUCUAUGCACUUAAGAAAAUCAAGUUGAAAGGGCGUGACUAUGCCACCGCAUUUGGUUUUUGUCAGGAAAUUGAAUAUCUGAAUAAGCUGAAAGGAAAAAGCCACAUCAUACAGCUUAUAGACUAUGAGGUGACAGAUAAGGCUUUACUGCAUGCAGUAUUGAGUGGCUCCAUAAAUAAUAAAGAUGGCAGAGUCAAGGAUGAUGGGUACAUAUACAUGGUACUUGAAUAUGGAGAAAUUGAUUUGGCUCACAUGCUCUCCCAGAAGUGGAAGGAGAUGGAUGGAUCAAAUCAGACUAUAGAUGAGAACUGGCUACGAUUCUAUUGGCAGCAAAUUCUUUUGGCAGUCAGCACCAUACAUGAAGAGCGUAUUGUGCACUCCGACUUGAAGCCCGCCAACUUCCUUCUUGUCAGAGGCUCCCUUAAGCUAAUUGAUUUUGGGAUCGCUAAAGCUAUAAUGAGUGAUACAACCAACAUCCAACGAGAUUCUCAGGUGGGUACACUAAGUUACAUGUCUCCAGAGGCAUUCAUGUGCAAUGAGACUGAUGCAGAUGGAAACACUAUCAAGUGUGGUCGGCCAUCAGACAUUUGGUCCCUUGGUUGCAUCCUUUAUCAGAUGGUAUAUGGCAGGACCCCGUUUGCAGACUACAAGACCUUCUGGGCUAAGUUCAAAGUUAUAACAGAUCCUAACCAUCAAAUUGCAUAUGAAACAGUUUCUAACCCUUGGCUUCUGGACCUUAUGAGGAAAUGCCUUGCCUGGGACCGCAAUGACAGAUGGAGGAUCCCUGAACUACUUCAGCACCCUUUUCUUGUUCCCCCAGUUCCAACCCAGCCAUCUUCUCAUGAGCCCAGCUGUAAAUUGCUUAGACUUAUUGGCCAAAAUUGUACCAGUGGUUCUGAAGCCUCGAGCCUUUAUUGUCAGCUUAAGCAACUGCUUGAGAACCCUUUGCCAUCCACAACGUCUCAGUUAUUACCAUCGCCUGACCAACAAUGUACAUUGCUCUCGCAAGUGUCAAAAGUUUGCCUCCAGCUCCAGGAACACUUUCAAAGAGAUACAUAGGUGAUGAGCUAAGCCUAUGAUCAUUGUCACCCUUAUGUUUGGUGGCCAAGAUGUUUUAGCUCACUUAGCUGCUCUGGGGUUAGGGAUUUCAUGCCUGGUUGCUUACAUAUCAUUUUCUUUCCAUAUUUUGUAUUGAUAUGUAAUCCCGCUGUGUUAUAUUGUUCUGGCUGUUUAGAAUAGAAAGCAGAGAUUGUUGUGACAUGUGUUUUGUCUUGGUGAAUCAUAUAUAUACCAAACCAUAUGCAGCACAAUCUAUGGAAGAUUGUAAG
This is a messenger RNA of Argentina anserina (silverweed cinquefoil), 2856 nucleotides long. RefSeq names its product serine/threonine-protein kinase MPS1. The transcript has 6 exons. Gene Ontology annotation, biological process: meiotic spindle assembly checkpoint signaling; chromosome segregation; mitotic spindle assembly checkpoint signaling. Lineage: Eukaryota; Viridiplantae; Streptophyta; Magnoliopsida; Rosales; Rosaceae. Gene Ontology annotation, cellular component: kinetochore; nucleus. Gene Ontology annotation, molecular function: protein serine/threonine kinase activity; ATP binding; protein serine/threonine/tyrosine kinase activity. The record is from RefSeq and is a predicted model, not a curated record. Bases 158 to 2587 code for a protein of 809 amino acids.